AUGACAACAGAAGUGUUCAUGAGGGCUACGUUCGUCACUGUCAACAACAGAGGGUGUGAGAAAGACACUGAAGGCUGUGAGCACUCGUGGAGGAAGUUUCACGGCCACUGCUACAGAUACUUCAGCCGCCGACACACUUGGGAGGACGCGGAGAAGGACUGCAGAGAUAACAGCGGCCACCUGGCCAGUAUCCACAGUGCAGCGGAGCAGAACUUUGUCAGAGGUCUGAGCCAUGACAACACCUGGAUUGGUUUGAAUGAUCGUACCGUGGAAGACGACUUUCAGUGGACAGACAAGACAGACCUGCAAUAUGAAAACUGGCGGGAAAAUCAACCGGACAACUUCUUUGCUGGCGGUGAGGACUGUGUGGUCAUGAUCGCUCGUGAAAACGGCAAAUGGAAUGAUGUACCCUGCAACUACAACCUGCCCUAUGUCUGCAAGAAAGGAACAGUGCUAUGUGAAGCCCCUCCCACUGUGGAUAACGCUUUUCUUAUUGGUCGAAAGCGUCCCCACUAUGACGUACACUCCAUAGUACGCUACCAGUGUGCCGACGGCUUCCUGCAGCGCCACGUGCCGACUGCCAAGUGUCGUGCUAAUGGCAAGUGGGACCGACCUAAAAUUAUCUGCAUAAAAACUCGGCGAGCCCAUCGUUUCCGGCGCCACCACCACAAGGGGAGGAGGGAGCGCCGGAAGCACAAGAGGCACAGUCACAGAGAGGGAGGUCACCAUGGAGGGGAGCUUAACCAGGGUCACAAUCAUGCCCACUUCUGAACCAAAAAAAAAGGACAUCCACUUUUUUUUUCUGUACUGCAAGCUGCAGUUUGCCUAUCUCCCCGCUGUCCUCCUUUCCCAACUCACAAUUCUCCGUCCACAUCUCUCCACUCUCUCCUAA
Messenger RNA from Nematolebias whitei (Rio pearlfish), 892 nucleotides. Its product is annotated as neurocan core protein-like. NCBI's taxonomy places the organism in Eukaryota, Metazoa, Chordata, Actinopteri, Cyprinodontiformes, Rivulidae. The transcript is spliced from 8 exons. Bases 1 to 771 code for a protein of 256 amino acids. The record is from RefSeq and is a predicted model, not a curated record. Gene Ontology annotation, molecular function: signaling receptor activity.